UUGUUUGUCGUAUGUUAGUAAAAGAAACCAACCAAAAUACCACCCACGAAAGUCACUACGUCUAGACACGACGACAAUAAAGAUUGCCUUUGUCCGGUCGACAGGGACGAAGAGAAAGGACGAGGACACUCUUGAGAAAGUUGCCGAUAAAGAUUGUGCGAACUUACGAGCGUUUUGUGACGUGGUUUGGAAUCGUCAUCCAGUUCAGUCGCUACAUUCCAAAGAAAUAUUGCCUAACACGCCGAGAAGAUGGUGAAGCUCUACGCACUGUGUGUUUUCUAUAAGGCGCCUUCCGAAGCCCGACUACUGAAGUCAGCGUUCGACCUGCAGAGUGUUUCCUUUUUCCAGCGUGGCUCAGUGCAAGAGUUUUGUACUUUCGCCAGCAAAACGCUCGUAGAACGAACGCAAGCGGCCACUAGGCAGUCGGUGAAGCAGGAUGUUUACAUGUGUCACGUUUACGUGCGAGCCGACAAUCUCGGAGCAGUGCUCAUAGCUGACCACGAGUAUCCGCAGCGUGUCGCUCACACGUUGCUGACGAAGGUGCUGGAUGAGUUUUCGGCCAAGGUUGGCUCCGAUCAGUGGGCCGUCGCCCCGAACGAGUCGGCCAUCAGCUUCGGUACGCUGCCGGCAACACUAGCCAAAUAUCAGGACCCACGCGAAGCGGACGCACUAACCAAGAUGCAAGAGGAUUUGGACGAAACGAAGAUCAUUUUGCGCAACACGAUCGAGGCGGUACUGGAUCGCGGUGAGAAGCUAGACGACUUGGUGGAUAAAUCCGAAUCACUUUCAAUACAGAGCAAAGCAUUCUACAAGACGGCGAAAAAGACCAAUUCUUGCUGUAGUUUUGCAUAAGAAAGUGCUGGCAACAGUUGCUCGCUCCAUGUGAAACCCACCUUCAACUCGGAUCGAAUGAAUGCUUCGCCAUGAAGUUGGACGUAUAUUGUGCAACGUCGAAGGUAUGCUCAGUACCACGCGCCUAAAGGAUUUCACGACACCAAGCAACAAACACAAAAUAUACGUUUGCGGUCCACCUGUAGGGGGCUCGUCCGCCUAAGCUGCUCCAAUACAUCGGUUUCUGCGCGAAAGACAGUUCAUCCAACAUGUGAGUGCAAAACUUUAAGUUGCUGCUAAUAAUGCUCUGCCCGUUCUAACAUAAUAAUUAUAACAAUAAUAAUGGAAUAAGAUAUGUAAAAAAUAUGUGGUAAUCCUACCGAUUAUGUGAGAAUCAAUAAAACUGCAAAACAACAUUGUGCUACA
Messenger RNA from Anopheles bellator, 1257 nucleotides. It is a transcript of the gene Ykt6, whose product is annotated as synaptobrevin homolog YKT6. Gene Ontology annotation, biological process: endoplasmic reticulum to Golgi vesicle-mediated transport. The coding region runs from base 250 to 852 and encodes 200 amino acids. NCBI's taxonomy places the organism in Eukaryota, Metazoa, Arthropoda, Insecta, Diptera, Culicidae. Gene Ontology annotation, cellular component: Golgi apparatus; membrane. Gene Ontology annotation, molecular function: SNAP receptor activity. The transcript has a single exon. The record is from RefSeq and is a predicted model, not a curated record.